Manihot esculenta (cassava) is the source of this 2041-nucleotide messenger RNA. RefSeq names its product splicing factor U2AF-associated protein 2. The record is from RefSeq and is a predicted model, not a curated record. The transcript has 15 exons. Gene Ontology annotation, cellular component: U2-type spliceosomal complex; U2 snRNP. Gene Ontology annotation, biological process: mRNA splicing, via spliceosome. Gene Ontology annotation, molecular function: RNA binding. The coding region runs from base 99 to 1736 and encodes 545 amino acids. Lineage: Eukaryota; Viridiplantae; Streptophyta; Magnoliopsida; Malpighiales; Euphorbiaceae.
AACGUUGAUACCCAAACAGCUGGAACACAUCUCCAUCGUCUUCCCUUUUAACUCCGUUUCCACCCCAUACAGAACCCAAGCAUUUGGUUUCCAGAACGAUGUCAAGCGAACAAGCUUCCCAAGACCAGCACCCACAAUACUAUCAACAAUCUUCUGGUGCAGGAAGCUUGGAGGGGAGUUAUGGUACUGUUGGGGAAGUAGGAUGGUAUAUUCUUGGUGAAAAUCAACAGCUCGUUGGACCUUAUGCAUCUUCUGAGCUGCGUGAGCAUUUCUCAAAUGGAUACAUCUCACAAAGUACAAUUAUAUGGUCAGAAGGAAGAACCGAAUGGCAACCAUUGUCAUCGAUACCUGAAUUAAUAUCAGGAAUUUCUGAACAGGGAACUGAUUCUACAAUAGCAGCACCUGUCAAAAAUGAUGUUGAGUUGGAGAAGUGGCAUGAAGUAAGAGAGGAGGUAAAGGGAAGCGAUUUUGAAAAAGGACCUCCUUUGAGCAAUAAAGAGCAAACUAAUCGUUCUUCUGCAGUGCUGUCCAAUGAUGGUGAGGCUGAGUUUGAGAGAUGGCAGAGGGAGAUUAUAGAGGCAGAGAUUGAGGCUGGACAGUUGAAAAAUGGGUCUCUUUCUAGCAGUGUUGGUGGUGACAUUGAUAUAGAUGAUCGCAGUGGAGUUCCAUCACCACCAGAUGGUGAGGAGGAAUUUACCGAUGAUGAUGGGACUACAUACAAGUGGGAUAGAAGUCUUAGAGUAUGGGUUCCUCAGUAUGGGGUAGAAGAAAUGACCUUCUCGAAAGAAGAGGAAGUUUUUCCAACUGCGAAUAUUGUGGAUGCCGCUUCAAAGGAAGAAGUUAAUGGUACUGAUGAAACUGUGGAGUCAAAACAUGAUGGAAAGAGGAAACGCGAGGACAUGGAAGCUGAUGAGAAGGACAAGCAAACAGAUAAACAGGACAAACAAUCUGAUAAGGAAGCCAAUAGAGUCCCUGAUAGUUGGUUUGAAUUAAAAGUCAACACACAUGUUUAUGUAACUGGGUUGCCUGAUGAUGUCACGGCUGAAGAAGUGGUUGAGGUAUUUUCCAAGUGUGGGAUAAUCAAAGAGGAUCCUGAAACAAAAAGGCCUCGUGUGAAGAUCUAUGUUGACAAAGAGAUGGGAAAAAUAAAGGGAGAUGCGCUAGUUACAUAUUUGAAGGAGCCAUCGGUUGAUUUGGCUAUACAAAUUUUGGAUGGGAUACCUUUACGUCCUGGCGGCAAAAUCCCUAUGACGGUCAGCCAGGCCAAGUUUGAGCAGAAGGGGGAUAGAUUUAUACCCAAAAAAGUAGAUAAAAAGAAGAAAAAGAAGCUAAAACAAGUCGAGGAGAAGAUACUUGGUUGGGGUGGCCUUGAUGAUGCGAAGGUGGCAAUUCCAGCUACUGUUGUCCUGCGUUACAUGUUUACUCCUCCUGAAAUGAGGGCUGAUGAGAAUUUACGUUCAGAACUGGAGUUGGAUGUUAAAGAGGAAUGCAUGAAGCUUGGUCCAGUUGAUUCAGUCAAGGUUUGUGAGAAUCAUCCCCAGGGUGUGGUGUUGGUAAAAUUCAAGGACAGGAAGGAUGCUCGAAAGUGCAUAGAAUUAAUGAAUGGGCGAUGGUUCGGUGGUAGACAGAUUCAUGCUAGUGAGGAUGAUGGGUUAGUUAAUCAUGCAUCGGUCCGGGAUUUUGAUGCUGAUGCUGAGAGACUCGAGCGAUUUGGAGCUGAACUUGAAGCCGACUAAGUUAAUAUUUACAUCACAAUGACACUGAAUGUAUGUUUUGGAUGCCAUAUUUUGUGUAUUAAUAAAACAUGGUUUUCUACAUAUUAAAUGGGAAGAUGAAAGCUUUUUAUGCAAUUCCCAGACAUAAAUUUUAGAGCAAGGGAUCAUGGAGAUGCUUCUUUUGAUUUUUUAGGCUUGGAUUGGGACGUAACAGUUUUGAACACGCUAACACAAUUACCGCUAAAUUAAAAGGCAUUGCCAUUGUUAAUGAUAGGGAUACUUUGGAGUACAUUUACUUUUUGAUUAGAGAUGACAAUUUAUUCUCU